Molecule: messenger RNA, 1491 nt
Organism: Aspergillus calidoustus
Lineage: Eukaryota; Fungi; Ascomycota; Eurotiomycetes; Eurotiales; Aspergillaceae
Source: the annotation of a GenBank genome assembly
AUGGAAACCGACAAGAGAAGCUCCUCCGUCGACAAGGCUGCGCCAGAUGCGGUCUCGGCCUUUGAACCAGAUGUGCAGUCUUCUUCCUGGCUUCAGUCGAGGCUCAAGAUUGAGAUGAAGGGCAUUGAGCGCGUCACUGAUGAGGAGCGUCAGCACAAUACGACCAAGUUCUGGAAUGCUUGCACGUUUUGGCUGAGCGCGAACAUGGCUGUCGCUACGCUCAACGUCGGCUCGCUUGGGGGCAUCCUCGGUCUCCCGUUCUGGGACAGCUUUGCGGUGAUUCUGACAAUCAACGUUGUGAGCAACUUGCUGCCAGCAUGGACUGCGGCCUUCGGGCUGACGGGUCUACGAAUGACGACCUUUUCGCGCUACUCCUUCGGGUACUGGGGAAACAUCCUCGUCGUCAUCUUCUCCAUGGUCGCAACAACCGGCUGGAACGCAAUCAACUCGAUCUCCGGAGCCGUCGUGCUCAACGCGCUCUCCGACGGAAAGUGCCCGACCUGGGCGGGCGUGAUAAUCAUCUGCACGGUAGUCUGGAUCGUCUGCGCGCUCGGAUUGAAUUGGAUCCAUCACCUCGAUACAUACGCCUGGAUCUCGCCGCUAAUCGUCUGGUGCGUCGCUGCCGGCACAGGCGCCUCGCAACUGACAGGGGCCGACCCGAAUCCAAUCAGUGGACCGAAUCGGGCUGCACCGGUUCUGACGUUCAUGGCGAGUAUCUUUUCCUUUGCGGUUUCGUGGAUCAAUUGCGCGGCGGAUUAUAAUGUUCGCAUGCCGGUUGAUACGCCGCGGUAUAAGAUCUUCUGGGCCACGUACGUGGGCAUCUUCGUUCCGACCGUGCUGGUGCAGACACUAGGCGCGGCGCUGUACUCGGGUACUCUCACCAAUCCCGAAUGGAAGGAGGCACAUAACGAGUUCGGGGUAGGCGGUCUGCUGAAGAUGGCUCUCGAACCGGCUGGAGGAUUUGGAAAGUUUCUCAUGGUCCUUGCGGGACUGAGCGCGAUUCCGAACAACAUCCCGAACAACUACUCCUUUGCCCUCCACGCACAAAACUUCGGCCCAUGGGCACUAAAAGUCCCCCGCGUCGUCCUGGUUACCUUCGGCUUCGUAGCAGCAAUCACCAUAGGCUGCUGUGCGGCCGAGUACUUUGACGACACACUGCAGACGCUUCUAAGUGUCAUCGGAUACUGGACAGUCAUCCACAUCACCCUAGUGAUCGAAGAACAUGUCAUCUUCCGCCGCGGUUGGAAGGGAUACGAUCUUGAUGCCUGGAAUGACCCGGCCUAUCUCCCAUUCGGAUGGGCCGCAAUAGGCGCAUUUGCUUUCGGCUUCGUGGGGGCUGCGCUUGGUAUGAAAGUGGCGUGGUACGUUGGGCCGAUUGCAAAGUUGAUUGGGGAUGGCGGCGCGAAUAUCGGGCAUGAGUUGACGUUUGCCUUUUCUGCGAUUGCGUUUCCCAUCUUUCGGUGGAUGGAGAAGCGGUAUACUGGUCGGUGA